AUGCUCAAAAUGGGAAGCUCUCAAGUUAUUUCAUUGGCUAAUUUGUUGAUUAUUUCAGUAAAGGUGUUGUUUGGUUCUUUAGUUAUGGUGAUUAAUGGUGCUUUCUCAGAUAAUAUGUAUAUUAAUUGGGGUUCACAUCAUUCUUGGAUGCAAGGAAAUGAUCUUCAACUUGUUCUUGAUCAGUCCUCUGGAUCAGGUGUGCAGUCAAAAGGAACAUAUCUAUUUGGAAGUAUAGAAAUGCAAAUCAAAUUGGUACCUGGAAACUCUGCUGGAACAGUUACUGCAUACUACUUAUCUUCAACCGGUGACAAGCAUGAUGAAAUAGAUUUUGAGUUUCUUGGAAAUGUAUCAGGACAACCAUAUAUUAUACACACAAAUAUUUUUACUCAAGGUGCUGGAGGCAGGGAACAACAAUUUUAUCCAUGGUUUGAUCCAACUGCUGAUUAUCAUAACUAUACAAUUCAUUGGAAUCCAAAUGUAGUCGUAUGGUAUGUUGACGAUAUACCAAUUAGAAUCUUCAAGAACUAUCAGAGCCAGGGCAUUCCCUAUCCGAACGCGCAAGCCAUGGGGGUUUACUCUAGCCUUUGGAAUGCUGAUAGUUGGGCAACUAGAGGUGGUCUAGUCAAAAUUGACUGGACCAAUGCUCCAUUUAUAGCCAAGUAUCGAAAUUUCGCUCCACGGGCGUGUCCAUGGGGUGGACCGAUUAGCAUUAACCAAUGUGCAGCUCAAACUCCAGACAACUGGUAUACCGCUCGUGAGUAUGGCCAAUUGAGCUACAUGAAACAAGGUCAAAUGGAUUGGGUCAGGAAAAAUUACAUGAUUUAUGAUUAUUGUAAAGAUACGAAGCGAUUCAACGGACAAUUUCCUGGAGAGUGUUUUAAGCCUCAAUUUUGA
Messenger RNA from Capsicum annuum, 894 nucleotides. Its product is annotated as probable xyloglucan endotransglucosylase/hydrolase protein 26. Gene Ontology annotation, molecular function: hydrolase activity, hydrolyzing O-glycosyl compounds; xyloglucan:xyloglucosyl transferase activity. The record is from RefSeq and is a predicted model, not a curated record. Bases 1 to 894 code for a protein of 297 amino acids. Gene Ontology annotation, cellular component: apoplast; cell wall. Lineage: Eukaryota; Viridiplantae; Streptophyta; Magnoliopsida; Solanales; Solanaceae. Gene Ontology annotation, biological process: cell wall biogenesis; xyloglucan metabolic process. The transcript is spliced from 4 exons.